AUGAAUUCUCUUCACCGUAUAGUAGGAUUGAUCUCCAGAACGACAACCAAAUUUCCAAUUUCUCCGAGAGUUUCGCAUUCCCGUUUGAAUUUCCAAUCGAUUCUCGUCGAUUUCAUGUCCACAAACUCCCGAAACGACGAAGAUAAAUGGAACGACGCUUGGGAAUCGGCUUGGUUGCCGGAUGAUCUCACGGAUAAGAGCCGAGCUCCAUGGGAAACAGACGUGAACUUCCCUUCGACGGCGGCGAUCGCGUCGCCGGAGGAAAUCGAUGUGGAGGCAAAGGCGUUCGUCGAGGAUAUGAACGAGCACUGGAACGAGAGGAGAGGGAAGAGCGGGAAGAAAGAGGAGAAGAAAGAGAUGGACGGAGGAGAAUCGCUUUAUAGCUUGGAGACGAUGAAGAAGGAUUACAGAUUGAAGAAGCAGAGAGUACACGCGUCGUUGUGGGUUAAGGAGAUUGAGAAAUUGGAGGAAGCGAAAUUGGGAGAUUCGGGAUCUGGUGGUGGAGCUGAUGAUAUUGAUAGGCUUCUCGAUAGUUGCUCAGAGAUUUUCGACUCGGUAGACCAUGAUUUUGACAAACUGGAAGUCUCGAGUGGAACCGAAUUGAAAAACAAGCCUGAUGGGUGGGAAUCGACAGCAAAGGAACAAGAUGGGAACCUCUGGGAAAUGUCACAAAGAGAAGAAGACAUUCUUCUCCAAGAAUUUGAUCGCCGGAUUGCCUUCUGCAAAUUCCAGAUAGCGAGUUUCAUAAAGCAGCACAUAUUCAGCAGGAGAAGACCGAUAGAUGGGUGGAGAUAUAUGAUAGAAGUGAUUGGUCCAAAUGCUAGGAAAGGCAAAGGAAGUGUUUCUAGGCUCCCUGCUUUGUCCGAUGUGUCGACUCAGCCUUUUAAAGAAGAAUCUGACAGUCUCAGUACCCUCAAGCGCCGGUCCAGCAGAGAUUCUUGA
This is a messenger RNA of Microthlaspi erraticum, 942 nucleotides long. NCBI's taxonomy places the organism in Eukaryota, Viridiplantae, Streptophyta, Magnoliopsida, Brassicales, Brassicaceae. The record is from the annotation of a GenBank genome assembly.